This is a messenger RNA of Fundulus heteroclitus (mummichog), 7573 nucleotides long. RefSeq names its product solute carrier family 2, facilitated glucose transporter member 1. The record is from RefSeq and is a predicted model, not a curated record. The transcript has 11 exons. Gene Ontology annotation, molecular function: hexose transmembrane transporter activity. Lineage: Eukaryota; Metazoa; Chordata; Actinopteri; Cyprinodontiformes; Fundulidae. Bases 396 to 2015 code for a protein of 539 amino acids. Gene Ontology annotation, biological process: monosaccharide transmembrane transport; response to insulin. Gene Ontology annotation, cellular component: apical plasma membrane; basolateral plasma membrane.
GAUGCGGUGAUGCUGAGCUGAAAUCAUGAUUUUUUUUUUUUUUUCUAGGACGCAAAAGGAGGGGCGGGGCUACAUCGCGACACCACGCCGUUGCCGUUUCUAAUAGGCCGAGCGGUGGACGGGAGAAUCCAUAGCGUGUGCUUACGUGCCUUAUUCCUCGCAGUCCCCCCCAUGCAAGGGACGAAUUGCGUGAGGCAGCGCUUCCAAAAAUACCUGCCGCAGCCCGUCCAGGGUGCCCUGUAGUCACGACAGCUAGUCGCGCUGGCGGCGAGGCAGUGAGCACCACCUGACGCUCCCUCUUCUCUCGUCCCCUCCUUCCUUCUGCAUCCUGCAGACUUCAAACAUUAGGAAUCAAACUUGACAACCAAGCAAGCAUCCAUAGCAUAUUUUAGAAGAUGGAAGGCCAGAAAAAGCAAGUAACAGGGUAUCUCCUGUUCUCGCUGGGCACCGCUGUCAUCGGCUCCUUGCAGUUUGGCUACAACACCGGAGUCAUCAAUGCUCCAGAACAGAAACUGCGAUCUUUCUUCAACGACACCUGGAUGGAGCGGUACGGUGAGCCCAUCAGCCCAGGAGUUUGUACCGUCGUCUGGAGCGUCGCUGUCGCCAUCUUCAGUGUGGGCGGCAUGGUGGGCUCCUUCAGUGUGGGCGUCAUGGCCAACCGAUUCGGCAGGCGGCGCUCCAUGUUCCUGGUCAACUGCCUGGCAGUGAUCGGAGGCCUCCUCAUGGGCUUCUCCACCAUCUGCUACUCCUAUGAGAUGGUGAUCGCGGGUCGUCUGGUCAUUGGCCUGUUCUGCGGUCUCUUUACCGGGCUGACUCCCAUGUACGUGGGCGAGGUGUCGCCAACGCCUCUUCGUGGAGCAUUCGGUACUCUGCAUCAGCUUGGUGUGGUAGUGGGCAUCCUGGUUGCUCAGAUCUUUGGUCUGGAGUUUAUACUGGGUUCUGAGAAGAUGUGGCCCCUGCUGCUGGCCCUCACUGUAGCACCUGCUGUGCUGCAGUGCAUCUUGCUGCCCUUCUGUCCCGAGAGCCCCCGCUUCCUCCUGAUCAACCUGAAACAAGAGGAACAAGCACGCAAAGCCCUGGUGCGUCUGCGCGGUACAGAGGAUGUCACUGAAGACCUCCAGGAGAUGAAGGAGGAGAGCGCCAAGAUGGCGAUGGAGAAGAAGGUGAACAUCGCUGAGCUGUUUCGUUCGCCGGCCUAUAGACAGCCCCUCCUGAUCGCCGUCAUGCUGCAGCUCUCCCAGCAGUUAUCGGGGAUCAACGCUGUUUUUUACUACUCCACAGGGAUCUUUGCCUCAGCUGGAGUGAAGCAACCCAUCUACGCCACAAUCGCGGCUGGCAUCGUCAACACCAUCUUCACUGUUGUUUCUCUCUUCCUGGUGGAAAAAGCCGGGCGAAGGACUCUCCAUCUCCUGGGACUGGGGGGGAUGGCCAUCAGUGCCCUAAUCAUGACAUUCUCCCUCUAUUUAAAAGACAUCCCAGCCAUGAGCUACAUGGCUAUCCUGGCCGUCAUGCUCUUUGUGGCUAUGUUUGAGCUGGGCCCCGGCCCCAUUCCGUGGUUCAUCGUGGCCGAGCUUUUCUCCCAGGGGCCCCGUCCUGCAGCCAUGGCUGUUGCAGGAUGCUGCAACUGGACAGCCAACUUCCUUGUUGGAAUGAGCUUUCCCAAACUAGUGGAGCUGUGUGGGCCUUGGGUCUUCCUCAUUUUCACUGCCUUCCUCAUCUUCUUUUUCAUCUUCACAUUCAUCAAAGUCCCAGAGACAAAGGGAAAGACAUUCGACGAGAUCUCCCGUGGCUUUGGCGGGCCUCCACCUACGCCCGCCUCCCCGACUGAGGACCCGGUUGCCACCUCCAGCAUCGCCGUGACGCUUGCGGCCUCAUCUCCUGAGAAGGAGAAGGUCCCACUGGUGGAGGCCCCGGCAGCAGCUCCUGCGGCGGCUGCGGCCGCCCUUCCGGCAACCGAAACCACGCCCCUUAAUGACAAACCCAGCGCGCAAGGCGAAAAAGUAGAGAAAGUGUAGACAGGCAUCUCAUUGGUUCCAGAAAUUAUGAAUGAGGGAGGAGUCACAGAAACAAAGGGAAACAGUUUCAAUCUUUCUCAACCAACUUUACGGUACAUUCCUGAAAUCAGCUGCAUCCAUUUAAAGGGUGAGACGAGGUUAGUGUGUCGGCGGUCACAUCAACGCAUGUGUCUGGCUACUUGAAACUAAAACAUGGGUCAAAGAAUGGGCAGCUAAUUUGUUCACUAAUGCAGUCUAUAAGCAGAGCGUUUUAAGGUUAGCGGAGCAGAUGUGAUUUUAAAAAAAAUACAAAACCAGAGGUUGGUUCUAAAUGAAUCGGGUUGGCGUGGUUAAGUAAUCUAUUUCUUUUUGUUUGUUUUUAAGAGACAGAUGAUUUGGUUGAUAUUGUGCUGUGGUUUAACGUGUAACAGUAGGUUCUUUUUUUGGUGAUUGCCUUUUUUUUUUUCUCCCUUGGGUUGCAGGUCUGAGUUGUGUGCUUUACCUUUCACUGAGAUUGUUUGCAUUGCCAAAGGGAAUAACCACCUGAUGAACACAUCCAGCCAGAUAAUGCAGAAUUAACAGCAGGUUCUAAAGUACAUAGUUUCUUAAAUUCUAAAAAAAGAAAAAUUACAGUCAUUCAUUAUUUAGUUGGGGUUUAAUCAUUAAUGCGCCUGCUUAUGUUUUGAAGUGGUCUCAUCAUAUUUAAGUAAUGAAUUCUGACAAGAUGUAACUAUGGCCAAGGUACUGAGAAAAUAUUGUACAUGGGCAUAUGAAUAUGUGCCAGAAUACUAUUGAAACCUCAUUAAAACCCAUAACUGGUUUAGAAAUAUCCAAAUAUACAGCACCUUCCGCAGUAAUGGGCACCCAUGUCGAGCAUCUGUUUUACUUUAUGGACACAUUUGCCUGUCUUUCCCAUUUUGAAGGCUGUUCAAAACAAACUAAAAUCUAUCACGUAUUCCCUAGGGAAACCAAAAGUCAUGGAUUACUCAUUAAAAGUUCCUAGACAGCUGAUUCGGUUAAUAACGUCCGACGAGGUGUCCAUUAUCAGAAUUUACUGGACAACGCCACGGCGUGAACUUUUGCUUCCUUGAAGUCCAUUAAUUUCUGAUAAGGGACACCUUAAAGGGCAUUAUCCCACUUAUACCAUGGUCACUUACGAAAUAAAUGAUUAUUAUGUCAAUUAUUAAUACUUUAAUGUCAUUUUUCACAAAAAGAGAGAACUGUUUAAUAUCUCUCGGUGUGACGCGUUGCCAAGCUAACCAGUGUCAACUAUCUUGCUGUGACCAGCGCAAAAAAAUUAGAACAAUAAGGCUAUUUGACCAGAACUUUUUUAUAGGUGUCCUUUUUUAACGGACACCCUGCAGCCAAUCAGAACCGAGUAUUCACCCAGACCAUGGUAAAAUAAUGGCUAUGGGUGUCACUAAUUGUGUGUCUAGUGAUUUUACUUGCGUUAGGAACAAUUAUUUCUCAAUAUGGGAUAAUUUUCCCCAAUUAAAUUGAUGAUCCCCGAUUAAAAUGAUUUGUUCUAAGGCAUUUUAAACAUUUUUACAAUGUUUGAAAGUGAAGGGUGCUGUAUAUGCAACAACCCAUUCCCCAGAGAAUGAGGUUAAAAAAACGUCACAGUCUGUCAUUCCUCAGGUGUUACUUUAAAAUUCUUCUUGAGUUGUUGCUUUAUAUCUUGAGAUAUAGGGCACUGGGGGAAAAUAAUCAAUGCUACAGAAGAAUUAUAGGGCAAAUAGCUGUAAUGCAACCAUAGGGUAAAAAUAUAUUUAUUUACUAAAAGGGAGAUUAUUAAUAUUAUUGCAUAAGUAUUAUUUUUAUGAAACAUUAUAUAGUAUAGAGAGACAAUAUAGUGCUUUUCUGACAGGCCCUAAAAGAUAAGAAGAAAGCCACAAAGGAUCUUUGUUUUCGGAUGAAGAGAAAUUGAAUUACAUAAAGUGAAGUUUUAGAUCUAUCCUAUCUACUCUUUGGUAGUCAGGCACGCUUUACAGCCACUAUUCAUAAUAUAAGCUGAAGAAGUAAUGAGCGCCGUAAAGCUUUCCAUCAAACUAACAGUGCUAAUGAUCUGAAUUUACACUAAGAAUAAGAAGCAUUUAUUUAACCAGACUGUGCAAUCACUACUGAAUCACCACAUAUAGUAGUUAUAGGCAACUAAAGGGGACGUGCUAGUACCCUAAAAAUGUUGGCUUUAUGGAGGUCAGUGGCAGAUGCAACUAACUGUAGUGGCUUAAUAGAUAAUUAUGUUUUGAUACUACCUUUUUGUUUCAGUUAUGAUUGUUUUGUGUACUGUAUGACCAAAGCAAAAAUAAUGUCCUUUUAAAAUGAUGAAAACAGUCUGCUUAACUAUCAGAGUAAUUUUCUUAUUUAAAAAUGUUACUGCUGUUUUAUUUUAUUUUAUUAAUUUUUACGGGAAAGAUCGAAAUUCAAAUACAACAGUCAGUAAAGGCCUUACAGAAGAUUGGGUUUUUACAAGCCAUCAGUGGAAUCAGCGGUAACCACAGAGACCUUUCUCACUCAUCCGGCUCACUUUAUGCUUGUUUUAAAAAGGUAGAUAGGUGUGGGCAGAAAGAUGUGGGCUGUCAGAUGAAAGGCAAUCUAACGUCCACAUAAAUGUGGCGAUAACAAAAGUGACCCGCCACUACAACCAAAAAGUUUGAGCACAAAAAAAAAAAAGAUUUAAUCAUCUUAAACUUUAACUUAAUCACAUUUGUGUUAGUUACCAGAUUUCAUUUUGAAAGCACAAAAGCACUUAACACAGUUUUCGACACAUUUUACAUAUAACCAGUUGCUGGAAAGACAUUUUAGCAUUCUGAGUAGUCAGCAAAGUCUUCAUUCAUUUUCUUGGACCAGCUAUUGCUUACCAAUGAAAUCUAAAACUGCGUUGUGACUUUAAGACCAGCUUUCGGAAAACAUUAUAUCUCAAACACACUUAAAUCACUAAGUUAAAAUGUCUUCUGAGCUUUACGUGUGGGGUCCUGAUGCUGUCUGCGCUGUGACACUUUGUCUGCGUUGUUUAGGCUUGGCAGAUUUAUGAAAUGUAGGUCUAAUAUUGUAUAAUAUGUGCUGUGUAUAUCUGAGUAACACAAAGUAUAUUUUCUUUACACUGUUGUGACUGUGUGCAUUGCUAUAGCUACUUGAAAAAACUAUUCACGCCCUUGUCGACCAUUUGUUCAUUUAUUCCUGUAUUUACGACAUGAUUUACAGUUGAAGAUGUGUACCUUGGUAAAGUGUGUAUAUAUAGAGAAAGAAAAUAUAUAGAGAGAGAUUUAAGAUAUGAAUCUAACACCACUUGUAUAAUUUUGGGACACAGCUUUGUAACGUUCUGCGUAUAUUUAACGUUGAUGUCAAAAGGCUUGUUAAGUGGGGUAAUUAUUUCACUGGGACUAAUGAAUUCCCUGGCUUAGGUGUAUUUCCCUGUAAGUAAUAGUGUGUUUGAUCUGAGGGAGGAUUGUUGUCCAUGCGAGGUUAACGUUAUGUUCAGUGUUUCCUGUUGAGGUGCUGGCUUUGUCUUUAGCUAUACUGCCCCCUUUUUGGACUAACAAGGAUUUUCUCAAAUUUAACUUAUAAAUUCAAAACUAAUUCAAAUAGUGAAAAGUUAAUUGCUGCGUUAGCUUUUCAACUUUAGGAGCAUGUGACUCCAGGAUGCAACGGCUGUUAUUACGGUGGCAAUAUUAAAACACAAUCUUCUGCAAAAGCAAAUUGGCUACUGGCUAACACACUAAUUAGACUUACCUGCCUAAAGACAACUCAAGAAAUGACUCAAAUUAGACUCAUAAAUUUUAAAGCAAUGAUUGCUGCUGCUUUUCUAACCUUCUGCACUGCCUGGUGGGCUUGCAUUACAUAUAUGUAAAUGCUGUAUAUAAGAGCUCUACUAUUCCUCUCCUUUGUCACAAUCUAACUCAUAUAUAUAUAUAUAUUUGAGCCAGAUGCACUGUGACAAAGGAAAGGACUUGCAUGUAUGUACAUAUGUUAACUACCAAACCUCUUUAAUGAAGCUGAUGUAUCAUUUUGCCACUUCAUUGCACCAGCAGCCUCUAAAUUUCCAUUGAUGCCUCCAAGAUUGGUGCUUCUCAUGUCUUUUUUUAAGAGUCUAAAUGCAGAAGUUUAACCAUCAGAGUAUAACGUUAAUGAAUAAUUGGUGAUGAUGAAAGAUUUACCUUAUGGUGCAGUUGCACCCAAACAAUCGAGAAUAUUCUGCAACCAUUUCAUAAAGUAAACUAAAACAGCCUAAGACAGAUUCAGACAAACAACCGUGUUUUGUAGUGAAGAUUGAAUAUGUUUUUUUUUUUUUUUUUUUAUAACUGAGUAAAAACACAGAGAGGUGACAAACAGAUUUGUGUGGCUGUAGUUAUUGUACAUUGACUGUGAUGACAGUGCUCUUUAAGUUUUAUCUAUUUUAUCCAUAGAUCACUAUUGUAUCUAUCUGGUGUCAUUUAUGGCGAAGAUAUGCUACUGCUAAUGAACUUUGCAAACCACUGCCAUGGUAUGUGAUUACGGUGUUGCACAAAAGGUACUGUAUCUGUCAGGAUGAAAUAAAGGAAUAAAAGAAAGGACCAAACACAGACUACUGAUGAAUAUAGCAAGUAGGUGGAUGUGCAAAUCAUUUCACAAACUGUACAGAGAAGAGUAUAGGCAUUCAUCCUUUUGUAAAUGUGUAUAUUUUAAAGAACAUUUAUGCAUCAGUUGCAUUUUUCUACUUCUUUAUUGAAUGCACACUGUCUGGAUUCCUUGCACUGAAUAAAAUUCCUUGUGCAGAUUUUAAAACUCUGGUUUUGAAAGUCCGACUGACUACUGCUGCUGCUUAACGUUAUUUUCAUCUCGUGUCUGCCUAAUCCCUCAGUAGCAGCUCUGCCUCAUCAGAUUAUAUUCAUAAUUUGACCACCUAUGUGUUUGCACCACGAUUCGUUAACAUGUUGGCAAAAUGGACAUCAGUGUGGCAAAGAGGUUCCCGCAGGAUCAUAAACAGCCAAGAAUUUCACUUAAAAUUGAUGCCGUUGACUAAGCAACUAUCACAGUAACUAUCCAAACUAGCUCACUAAAUCAAAAACGUAAAGAUCUUACAGAUUUAAGCGAAGCUCAACAACAAACUAGCUGCUGGAUCUUGUGUAUGUGUUUGUUCUGGAUGUGACGUGUGAAGUGUUAGAGAUGUUUUUUUUUUGUCUGUUUUGUAAUUGCCUACCUCACCUGUGUUCAAACUGUUGUUCGUUAUGUGUUUAUGAGAAAGCUCGCUUUUGAUUUAUGUGAGACGUGCUUUGAAUCACCCGGUCUUUCAACCAGGCAUUUAAUCUUCCACGCUCUCGCAUUUCCAGUAAUUCCUCCCCCCCUCACAUCAAAUUAGUUUGAGAAAUGCCAACUGCAUCCAUGUUGGGCUUCAGUGCUGUGGUUGGAGGGAUAUCUGACGUGUAACAGCCCAGUGAUCGUUAUUUCUGUGUGUCAGUGGUUACUGGAACGAUGGGUAGAUAAUGUACAGUUAUUUAUAUUUAUGUGUAUAACAGCAGUCCUGCACUCUUAACUGUUUCAUUUGCCCUGUACAUACCACAAAUGUUGUUAAAUAAAGUUGCCAUCUUGCAUUCAGGAAA